Molecule: messenger RNA, 6236 nt
Organism: Eublepharis macularius
Lineage: Eukaryota; Metazoa; Chordata; Lepidosauria; Squamata; Eublepharidae
Gene: ST6GALNAC6
Product: ST6 N-acetylgalactosaminide alpha-2,6-sialyltransferase 6
Exons: 7
Coding region: 489-1382 (297 amino acids)
Biological process (GO): oligosaccharide metabolic process; ganglioside biosynthetic process
Molecular function (GO): alpha-N-acetylgalactosaminide alpha-2,6-sialyltransferase activity
Source: RefSeq, a predicted model, not a curated record
CCCAGCGGUUGAACAGCUUCUUUUGGGAUGUGCCAGGAAAGCCGGCCCCAGCAUUAAAGGAAGCUGCGAAUACCCUCUUGGCACUGCCUGCUAGAAUCCGGGACUGGCUUGCUGUUAUUGACAGAUCUAAGGAGCUGGGCGUGCAUUUGGGGAGCUGGAGAAGCCGGCUACAGCCCUGCUCUCUUCCCCUCUGGCUUCCACUAGCUUGGCUUCUCCAGGCUCGGACUGGCUGUCAAGCGGAGCAGGCCGGUGGAACGACACUUCUGGCUUUGGCUUUGAUCUGUGGGCAAUUAUGUGAUUAAAAAAAAGAGGAGCCCAUAAAGUACAGCAUGGAAGGGUGGUCCGGCAGCCGGGACUGGCACCAUCUCCUGGCUCCCCAUGAAGGAGAAGACCCCCCCACCACAUGCUCCACACUGUCUACGUGAGCCAUCCAAACCAGGUGCUCAAGUCACACUGAUCAAGGCGACAACUUAAAGCUGGGCAGCAAUAUGGAAAACAAUGCGAGUCCUCGCGCUGCUGUCUUUCUCAUCGUGUUCGGUCUGAUCACGCUGCUAAUAAUCUACAGCUCCAACAGCAGGAGUGAGGACUUCCACUACACCUCCUUGGGAGUAAAGCUCCCUCUGCCUCCGAGCCUGAAGGAAUGGGGGGUGAAAAAUGGAUACCUCCCUGUUUCUGGAAACAAGACAUUGGACCGUCACUGCAACCAGUGUGCAAUUAUCACCAGCUCCAGCCACCUCCUUGGGAGCAAACUGGGUGCAGAAAUUGACCAGACAGAAUGCACAAUCCGCAUGAAUGAUGCUCCCACCACGGGGUAUGAAGAAGAUGUUGGUAAAAAAACCACCUUCCGGGUAGUAGCCCAUUCAAGUGUCUACAGGGUCAUGAAGAGGCCGCAGGAGUUUGUAAACAAGACUCAGGACACCACCUUGAUCUUCUGGGGCCCUCCCAUCAGGAUGCAACAGGUCCUUAACAAAGUCAUCCAACGGGUCAUUAUGUCGUUCCCUAACAUGUCGGCUUUCGUAGCUUCUGCCAGACGCAUGAGUCAGUUUGACAACCUGUUCAGGAAAGAAACUGGAAAGGACAGAGUGACGUCACGGUCCUGGUUGAGCACAGGCUGGUUCACCAUGGUGAUCGCGGUUGAGCUGUGCGACAGAGUUCACGUUUACGGGAUGGUCCCCCCUAAUUACUGCACCCGUAAGACUCCUCUACCCCGUAAGAUGCCGUAUCACUACUACGAGCCGAAGGGCCCAGAUGAAUGCUUCACCUACAUUCACAACGAGCGGAGCCGCAGAGGCAACCACCACCGGUUCAUCACUGAAAAACGGGUGUUUGCCAACUGGGCAACCCUCUACAACAUCACCUUCUCCCACCCAGAUUGGGAUUAGCACUGUACACAAGUGCCAACUGCACACAAGGUGCCAAACCCUUCCACUCGGGCAGGGAGGUCAGUGGGGCCGUAGUGCCCUCUCCCCAUCCAAAAGAGGAAUCCUUUGCAUGAAGAAGCUGGUCUAGCAGCUGAGAGCUUUGGCUGCCAGUUUCAGGCGUUCACCCAGCGUCAAAGGGGGAAUCAGAGCGCUAUCCCAUCUUUCUGACACCCAAAGCCCCAUUGAAUCAAGUUCAGCAUUCUGUUAAGAUUCCAGGAAAUUCAAAAAUCUGGGUGUGAAGGUAGCGGCCUCUCUGCCACUCCGACUAUAUUCUGUGCUGCUCCAUCUAGCUAUCCUAGAAGAAAUAUAAUCCUCCUUUUACUCAGCUGUCAAAAUGCAAGAGGGGAGCUGGUGUGGAGAAGGAACGAUGGGAGAAUGUGUUUCUGAUUUCUAGAGCUAUUAAUGAUCUUGCUUCCAUUUUCCGCCUCCUGGCUUGCUGGCUAGGGCCACUUCCCAGUUCUGUUCUGGAUCUAGCUAAAAAGGAGUCCUCCUGAGUGUUGCUGCUAACCCUGGUUGAGCUUUACGAACCGCCUCCCCAGAGAAGAAAGCCACAGCGCAAGCAGGAGAACAUGGCUUGAACAAAAUGAGGCCCAACCCCCAAACUGCUCGUUGAGUUCUCUUCAUCGCUUGCUUUGGUUCAACAUGCAUUUUCACAGUAGCCGAGCUAAUGUGGCUGAGAGCCAGGCAGCUUCCCUGCAGUCACAGACUUGAGUACAAGGCAGGGGUGAGGUCCAAGCCACAAGCAUCCAUUCAGGUAGACUUGCAAACCAACACUACACAUGUCGUUUCUCCACCUACAACAUGUAAUUGUCAUGGCCACGAGUCUGGCGAUGGCCACCCGUGUGGAUGCUUUUUGUGAAGGGGCUUAUUCGAGGCGGAUAAGCUGAAUGGUGAUUAUUAAGUAUGAUAAAUAAAUGGAACCUCCAUCAUCAGUGGCAGUGUAUCUCUGAAAACCAGAGGGACAUUAAAAACCUGGGGAAGGUAACAGCCUUGAUGCCCUCCUUGUGGGCUUCCAGGGGUAUCUGGCUUUUUGUUUUAUUUUGAAUGUUUAAACCCAGUAUCUCUGUAUCUCUUUUCACUGCCUCUCUUUUCAGUUUAGAGAAAUAUUUUACCAUUCUUGUACAAUCACAAUAACCCUGAAAGGUUGGUUGAGGUUGAAAGAAAGGGCAAAACGAUACGGUUUGAAGUGUAGUUUGGGGGAUUGCUUUUUCGGAGGGCUUUCUUUUUUUUAGGGGAUCAACAAAUGGAGGGGGUAAAGGGCGGUUGACGUUUUCCUUGCCAGGCAUUUGUCUGCUCCGUCCCUCCCAUCCGCCCCUACGACGUUUAUUUGGACGUAGUUCCACUUCCGCCCAGAGCUGACUGGUCACCCCACUGAGCUUCAGGAGCAAGUUUUCUACUUGAUCCUCUCAGCCCAAAUUAGUGUCCUUUCCUCCGCAUUGCCCUGUCCCUUGCCCUUUUCUUUCUGUAUGCACAAUCGCUACCGUUCGACAUGUUAAUCUGCACUGAAAGUACUGAAAGAGAAAGGAGGCCUUCCUACCAUUCCUAGCGGCCUUGAUUGCGGGAAUGAAAGAUUUUUCAAAUGGGCGAUGAUUUGGCAUUCAAUUAUUUUGUGGAUACUUCUGAACCUCAGCUGCUGUUCGAUGCCUCUUCCUUCAUCCAGCUCCCCCCAUUAAGCCAUUCUGCCCUUAGCAACUCUUUGCCAGAUUGCCAUGGCAACUCUUUGUUGCAAGUGGUGGAGCUGUUUCUUGCUAUCGGAAGAGCCAGUCAUGCCAAUUUACAACUCGAGCGUCAAGGUCUGCUUGGGUUUUUGCACUCUGGGUUCUGGCACAGCUUGUGCAGAGAGCGAGGGAGUUUUCCUUCCUAGCUGACUUGUUUCUGAGCUGGCGGGCAGAGGCUGCCCCCACCCCAGCCCUCUAGGAUUGGGACUGGAAGGUGCCCUCGUGAAGGAGUUAACACGAACCUCGGCAGCCUCCUUAUCACACCACAACAUCCUUGUUUGUACAUCGGCACCGGGUAUGGCGUCAGAGCAGCACCAGGACCCAACGAGCACCACCCGGCGAUCUGAUGUUUAUACAGCUACAAAUGCAGCGAGGGGAUUAUAUAUUUUCGUUCUCUCUUAUCGCCGAAAUGGUCAGUAGUCAAAUGCAGGGGAGGAUGCUUCACAAAGAAAAUCCAGAUAGACUUGUUCACGGGUUCCUGCUCAGGACACAGAGCUCUGCCUCCGUCAUCUGCCUUAACAAUAACAGGAAUGCUUUCCACUAUGUGAUUCGUGAGCUAUCUUGUGCAUACAUCUUCACGAUCGUUUAGCCAGUUUUCCCAUGUUGACCUGAGGCUGGCAGUGACCUGGUGAACAGAGGAAGCAGUUGGGAAGCCCUCAGCAGUUGUUGCUGCUGCAUUUUCCUAGUUUUAAAUGCUGGGAAGAGGUAGUCACUAUCUAGGUGAAUGUGCAGAGCAGCUAAACUCUCUACCCAUAUGUUAGAUAUGUUGGGUUAAAUCCGAAGGUUCCAGAGAUGAAGGAUAGAUAAGGUUCCAAAGACUAGAUUGCUGGAUCCUUUCUUAAUUUGUCAUCAAUUUUGAAUAAUCUUGCCAUGUCUCAGUUUCUCCAUCUGCAAAAUAGGGAAGGGGAAAAAAAUCCUGCCAGACCUGAUGCGGAGGGAGGUUUGCAAAUUUUUCUUGUUUAUGUUCCAGUCCAGAGAAAUGUGGAAUUAACAGAAGGCUGUUGGUGCUUUGAGGACUGCCAGAUUCACAGCAUCUGCUGAUAGCUGGGGAACAGUACUGUGACCCAUGUCUGGAAAUCUGGUUAUGCACACCCAGUGUGUUUAAAAUCUCCCUUGGGAAAAAGGGUGAUGGUUUUAUCUCAUGGCCAGCUUCACCCUGGUAACCACGGCUUGCCUUGGCUGUGAGCUACUGGUGUUGCAAAUAAAUGUGGUCCUAUGAAAGCAUGCACAGAGGCGCUAGUAGGACCAACAACUCACAGCUGGCAUGAACGGUGGCUACCACAGCUGUGCUGGCUGCAAGCAUGGGCUUUUGGCUAGCUUUUGAUAUAGACCAGCUUUGGAAUGAGCAAGAUUAAACAAAAAUAACCAAAGCCACCUUUGCAUGUGGGAAUUCAAGGUGCAUGGAGUUGAAUCAUGCCGCUUGAUCUCCUGGGAACACUUUGGUGUCUUUGCUUUCUUUAGAGUCCUCACUUCUCCUUCCUUUAGGCCUAGUUCUAACCCAAGUGGUUAGAUGUCUGUACAAAAUGACUGCAGAUAUGAGUGAAAGAUAACAUAUUGGAAUACAAUCUCAAGAAAAAAAAUCCCUGCCGAUGGAAAACUAGCAUGCCAGGGCACAGGGGGAGGCAACAGCUUUUGUCCCUGAAGAAAAAACUAACCUCUCGGACCCAUAUUUUGGGUAGGUGAUGAGGACAGUCAGUUGUGUAAUGUGGGACUGCUGUGGGGCUGUCAGUGGUGUCGCAUUAGGAGAGGAGUGGCUAACCACAUAGUCUCAUGUGCACGUAAGCUAAUAAAAUCCAAGAUGUAGAAAACCCAAUUCUUGGCACUUUGCAAGAUGUAGCGUUCCACAUUGUGUACAUAGAAAACUUGCUUCUAGUCCUUCAGUGUUACCAUUCAGCUGGGGGAGGGGGGGUCUAAGUGCCAAAUGUAGUAUAGUUUAUUUUUUCUGAAUGGCUCUGAGGGAUACUUAAGGUACCCUGUUGUGAAGAAAUGCAAAGCAGGCAAGAUUCUAUUUUUAUUUUUAUCAGUCACAUAUUUGUGUCGAUUUAAAGAAGUAUGCAAGCCUUCAAGUCACACAGAACUCUUAAUCAGAAAACUUCAUAUGGCAUGAAGUGUUCUGUGUAACGCAGAAGCUUGGAAUAAAGAAUACUGCCUUAUCUCUUAGGUAUUGUCUCCUGUGGGACCAAAACAGUGACAACUGUAUGUAUCAAACUUGCGGAUGAUCAGACAUCUGGAAUAAUUUAUGCCCUUAUAUACAUAUACUUAAACUAGACACGUGCAGAACUAAAGCAUAAUCAAAGUGGACAGGACAAGAACUUAGGGCCGAUUUAGGUUAGACAUAAUAGAUCCAUGAUCAGUUGAAGAGAAAUCAAUCUUCCGCCGUGAGCUGCCAUUGGCUGCCAUAGGGAGAAAAAACAGGUUCUGCCUCCUCCCAUCAAGGCCAGUAAAACAGCUGGAUGAAAAUGAUUUGUCCCCAUAAAAUGGCAGUGAGGAAACCAUCCCAUCACCUCCACCACGGCUGCUUUUAAAGAAAACGAAAGCAUUGGAGAUCCAGUGGCAGCUCCCUAGUAUUAUAUCAAGUCCUACUCACCUUGUACCAAGCGCCAGCUCUAUGUUCAGUUCGAACUGCAUUUGAUCGUAGCUAAUUCGCCUAUGCUGGACCUCGUGGUAGGGCUUCAGAGUAGUAUAUUGUACACUAACAAUGGUAAAAGAAUAAGUGACUGGGAUCAAGCUUGCCUUGAUCAUCUUUGUUGGUAGGAUCUUCUAAACUAUCUCUGUGGUUGGCACAAAGUGUCUCAAUGAUUGGUCACUUUUUAGCCCAAUUCUGUUUGGGAAUUCUGUCCACAAGUCUUACACCACUGAUGAGAAAUGUUAAUGAACACAGUAGCUCACACACACGAUUGUCUGGUGCCCGGAGCUGCACACCAAACUGGAAAGGAAGAAGAGAGUUUUGUAAUUAUUUGUAUGGAAAUAAAUAUUGCUAUAUCUUGAAGCAUUUUCCUUUCCUGCUUUUCUUUUAAACAUCUCCCCCCGCAAAUGGUUCGUAUUACCUGUAUCUUUGUAAAUUCAAAGUAUUGAAGUGAUACUUUUGUCUGAAAGC